AUGCAGUAUCAUGUGCACUUUGGCCCAGCACCCUCGUGUGCGGUGAGCGACUUCGACGGCGGUGAUGGGGUCAGCAGUACUGCGUCUUUGCCGUCGCUUGUCGCAUCGCCAUCUACGAGUUCAGUUCAAGCGAACCCAUCGCCAGCCCACCACCAGGAAAGCGGCAGCGGUAGUGGUGUCGCCAUCACCGUUGGUCAAGGCCUGCUGAGUGGUCGUCGUAUCGCUGUGCGAGUGGCACCGCCGCUGACAUCAAGUGCAACCCCUGUAGCCCACGUCGCCGCUAGCGCCAGCGGAGGUAUCCGAGUAGGUGCGAGUUAUGGGUACUCAGGCAGCAGUCUUUCCAGUGGUGCUCACAGCAGCAUGUGCGCAUCCUCGUCUCACCAUGCCGCACCCGAAAUUCCGGCCUCGAUGACGAGCACCACCACGAAGAGAGUCAACACCUCCUUGACCUACGGCAAAGGUAUCGUCCGCAUCAGCGAGCUUCGGCGACAGGGGGUACCCUCCGUCGAAUCAGGCCUGCGGCUUGCCACACUCCCAGGAGGUCGUUCGGUAGCCGCGGCCACAUCCAUUCACGGAAGCGACGCUGCUCAUGGUGGUGCCAGCGAGGACGGAGAUGUUUGUUACGGGGCCUUGACGCCACAUGCCGCGCCUUCGCAGCGGCGCACACGACAGCGUGGCUCGCCAACGCGGGCAGCCACCACCUCCGCAUCUGCCUCGUCCUCGUCACGUGCACGCGGUGGUCGUAGCGGUGCAAGCACCGACGGCAUUGCGCAGCGUCGCGGCCGAGGAAGCAGCGGUGGCUCGCGGGCCUCGACAGCGGUUGCACUGCGCAGUGACGGACAGCUGUGUGACUACCGCUGGUUCACUGCACGUGGGCGCCGCUGUUUUGUCUACGACGGCCGCACGUACAAAGGCUCCAGCGCCCAUCGAAUGUGGGAAAAGGUCAAGGGGGCGGUGCGGCAGCGUGGCCUGUUGCUAUCCCAGCAAGCCGCGGCGGUGUCGCGUACCUCUGAUGCACCACGCGCUGGCGGUAGAGCAGAUGCCAGCGUCGCCCACCCAACAGCAGAGGCGCGCAUUACUGUGCCGCGUGUGCACCAGGCGUCAGCUCGCGCUCGCUCCGCAACUGAGCACGUUCUUCUUCCACAGCAAACGAAGCGGAGGUCGACCGCGGUAUCCCCAGGACUGGUCGACGACGCGACCCGCACAGGGGUUCUCGUUCUUUCACAGUUGCCGGUGGAGUGGCGCACCCUGAUGGAGGAACUGGGCAUGAUGCCAGAGGACGACGGGGGCGCGAUGGCAAGCGACAGAAAAGGGUGUGUCUUGAAGGCGGCUGUUGGAACGCAGCCCCCAGUGGGUGCCGGAUCGGUCAGGCCACCCUGCGCUCCACAGCGCCGUGACCACCUAUCCGCGAGUAUCGCUGCCACGGAGGAUGUAAUUGAAAUCAGCGACAGUAACUCGACCCGCGACGACACGGACGACUCAGACUCCGACACCUCCAGCAGUUUCUCAUCGACAGCGUCGCCCACCGAGGUGAACGACGACGCUGACCGUGGGCAGCGUAACGCCAACACUGUUGCGGCUGGCGCCCCACUGCAGUGGCCCGCCACGUCGUACUUUAGCGACGCGAGCAGCGAGUGGUCCUCUACGUCAUCCUUCACGACGUCACCUGCUCGGCCACCGCCGUCGAUGUCGAGCAACUCGCCGAAACGGAAGCGAGGAAGGCAAGAGCGGAGCACGAACCACGCUGUAAUCACCACCACCACUGGUGCGUCGCCACGCCUUCGCAGAUAUCAUGGUGUGCAGGUGGUGGAGCAGGACGGGUGGGUAUACCCGGUGGAUGUGUACGCAUCACAGCAGCAGCAGCAGGAGCGGGAAAGUGAGCAAGUGAGAGAGACAGCACCAGGUGCAGCUUCUCGUGGUGCCACUCUACCAGCUGUGAACGGGAACUGCACCGGUGCUAGCGGUGGCGGGGCGCCAGCGCCCUGUGGUGUUGAUGACAUGCCCCUGGCCGAUCUCUACAGAGAGGCAGUGACUAGGCAAAGCAACGUGGUCCGAGCCCCACAACUCUCUGCUCCUGCGCUACUGCAUGCACCCUUAUCCUCCUCCAAGGCGUCUGCGGGGCUGUCUGUGGUGCGUGGGAGCGGCGCAGCUGUCCCGGUGCGACCUGCCGCUGUUUCAAGCGCGGCUCAGGGAAGCCUUCUGAACAGUUGCGUCGCCAUCCAACACAACGUCGGUAGGGGUUGCGUCUCCGCGUUCUUGGGUGUUGAUGACAACCUCGACGACUUCAAUACCGCCGACCUUGCCGACAUGUUCGUCACGGGAGAAGAAAUCGGCGGGUUUCGCUACGAUGGCUGA
Leishmania mexicana MHOM/GT/2001/U1103 is the source of this 2355-nucleotide messenger RNA. RefSeq lists its product as hypothetical. NCBI's taxonomy places the organism in Eukaryota, Euglenozoa, Kinetoplastea, Trypanosomatida, Trypanosomatidae. The record is from RefSeq and is a predicted model, not a curated record. The transcript has a single exon. Bases 1 to 2355 code for a protein of 784 amino acids.